Molecule: messenger RNA, 522 nt
Organism: Dibothriocephalus latus
Lineage: Eukaryota; Metazoa; Platyhelminthes; Cestoda; Diphyllobothriidea; Diphyllobothriidae
Source: the annotation of a GenBank genome assembly
AUCAUUUCGCUUGUCGAACAGAGGGUGAACCUGCUGAUCGUCGGAAUUCUUGUCAUGUGUACGGUCAUGCUUGGUGAUGUCCUGCGCUUUAUUCCCGUCGCAGCCCUUUACGGCCUGUUCCUGUUUGUCGGCAUAUCUGGCCUUCGUGGCCUUGACCUGACCAAUAGCAUCUAUGCUUUGCUCUGCAGAAGGAAGUACUGGGGGCGCUGGGAAUUCCUCUCUAAUCUUCCAAAACAACAACUGGCGGUAUUUACACUGAUUCGAUUCUGCGAACUCUCCAUGCUAAUCGCAGUAAUGAUAAUUGCUGAAUUUAGCAGUGCGUCUUGGAUAAGUUUUACCUUUCCUCUGAUAAUCAUCAUCUCCGCCCUCAUCCGUGAAUUCCUCUUACCGCGGUGGCGUUGGCUGGCAGUGUAUCUAGAAAUCGUAAGAGUUGCUUACUGCAUUGUUCUGCUAAUACCUUUAUUGAUUUACUUAAUUCUCUACCAGUUUCAUGGACUUCGUUCUCCUCUUGAAGCUCGUUAA